Molecule: messenger RNA, 1940 nt
Organism: Ectocarpus siliculosus
Lineage: Eukaryota; Phaeophyceae; Ectocarpales; Ectocarpaceae
Source: the annotation of a GenBank genome assembly
AUGCUUACAAUGAUUCGCUUCCACCCCGUUCACCAUGGUCUUGCGGUAAAGGUUUCCUUUUUCGGAGCGAUGAACAUGCUGGGGCUGGCGAAGCGAGUAAACGCCCGCAUCCUCCAGGCGUCCACUAGCGAGGUGUACGGGGAUGCGCAAGAGAGUCCGCAGACGGAGUCGUACUGGGGUAACGUCAACUGUCACGGCGUGCGAGCUUGCUACGACGAGGGCAAGCGGGUAGCCGAGACCCUCUUCUUCGACUUCCACAGGCAACACAAGAUCGAAGUACGCGUCGCUCGCAUCUUCAACACGUUCGGCCCAGGGAUGCACCCGUACGACGGGCGGGUGGUGAGCAACUUCAUCAUGCAGGCUCUCAGCGGAGAGGACAUCACCAUCUACGGGGACGGCGGCCAGACUCGCUCGUUCUGCUUCGUAGACGACCUGAUCGAGGGGCUCGUGAGGCUCAUGAACAACGACACGGAGAUCGGGCCCAUGAACAUCGGCAACCCGACAGAGUUCACGAUCAAGCAGCUAGCGGAGAUGACCGUCCGCCUCACCAAGUCUCCCAGCAAGAUCAUCUACAAGCCGCUGCCGCAGGACGACCCGAAGCAGCGCCGGCCGGACAUCAGCUUCGCGAAGAGCGCGUUGGAUUGGGAGCCAAACGUGGCCCUCGAGGAGGGCCUGGCCAAAACCAUCGAAUACUUCAGCAAACUGGACAUGAGGAACUUCAAGAAGCCUACCACCCACGACGCGCACAAGAACUCGGAGGCAGAAGAGAAGAGGGCCAAGAACGCCUCGCCGGUUCGCUCCAACGGUAUCUCGGCGGCAACAAAGUAGAAACGGUCCGGUAAAGGCGGUGACUACAUGGAAAAAAGAAAGGCGGCCCUCCCCUCUCUCUUCCUCGGAAGAAGGCGCAGUGUGGAAGGGGACGGAACGGGAAGCUCGCGUGCCUUCUGGUGCUGCUCGCACAAGGCUUGCAGACGGGAAGGUCAAGGAGAACGGGCACGCCAGGCCUGGCCGGUGACGCCAUGUAGCGUGUCAUUUGUUGCAUGCUCGUGCGAAAAAUUCGGAGCAUCAGUGUAGCUCAGCCGUCUGUGUGUGUGCCCGCCCCGCCUUGUCUGGACCCUUGUUUCCUCGGGGAUGGUGUAUCCCCCCGUAGCUGCGUGUUGGUUGUGCGCGGCCGCGGUUUCGGCAAGAAAGGCGUGUUUUGACCGAGGGGGGCCUUUGAAAGCACCGUUGCCAUCGUGCGGGCUUGAAGGAUGCAAGCAAGUCUGGUGUCCUUGUCAAGGUGGGACGCUCGGGUUCCGAAGAUGAUCAUCAAAUGCUGUCUGUAGCCAUAGGCUUGAUGCUUUCUGUUUUUGUUGUUCAGAAUGUUGCGCACUUACGUGGUUGGCGGUGGAGUUGGUCUUACUCCGAGAAGUUUGUCAAGAAUCGUUCGCUUGCGAACGUGAGAAAACAAGAGCGCAAUAUAAACCGCCUAGACGAUUGUUUUCAGUCAUGCAGUGAACUGAUACAUGACAAAAAUUUGUCGUGUUUUGUGCCUGAGAUGUGUUGCUUUUCUUUGGUCCAACAAGCUAUGGCAGUCCUGCAGAGGAUACUCACUCCAGCUUGAGCGUUCUAGUCUCCUUCACGAGCGCGGAAAGAAACAGGAAUGGUGCAUUCAUUCUGAAAAUGGCGAGUAAUGCCAAUUUCAAGACGAGCAGGGCGUCGGGGUAAAUGCCGCCCAUACCCAUGUAUAUUGAUAGUCGCGUAAGAGGGGCGGUCCUCAUGGCAUUGUUGAGGCAAGGGUGUCGCCACCAAGCGUUUGUAGGAAAUCGAGAACCCACAGGGUUUUGGCGGUUACAACUUGAUCUUUGGGUCAGCUGCACUCGCUCUCUCUCGCAGCUUCUGCUUCCCUUGUAACACUAGGAACGGUUUGAUUUCUUGCACGAAUGAACCAUUUACCGGGU